Molecule: messenger RNA, 1261 nt
Organism: Cherax quadricarinatus
Lineage: Eukaryota; Metazoa; Arthropoda; Malacostraca; Decapoda; Parastacidae
Source: RefSeq, a predicted model, not a curated record
GGUCAGUUCGACGUUGGUCCGAGUGGUGUGAACCAGCGGACUUCAAAUCAUCAUGGGUACUCAGUGGGUGGUGGUGGUUGUGGCAGUCGUGGCGUGCGUACUGCGCACCCCCGAGGCCAGACCAUCACAAGCGUCAAGUAUCUCAGCAGCGCCUGCAAGAAGCACAGUCCACCUGAGGAAGCUCUCACAGCAGACACAGCAUGAUCUCAACAGAGUAUGGGACACACAGCUAGAGAAACACCGCAGCAAGAAUCACCCUCAGAACGAGGCUGUCACCUUCAUGGAGCGUCCGGGAGAUGGGAAAUAUGUCUUUGGUUACGAUCUCCCUUCCGACGGUCGCUCGCACAUGGAGGCUUCCGACGGUAAGGGUCAGACUAUCGGAAAGUAUUCUUAUACCGACCCCAGCGGUAAAAACGUGCAGGUUCACUACGUUUCCGGCAAGGAAGGCUUCAGAGUGAUCAGUAAUAACCUCCCCGAAGAAACGGAAGAGGUUAAGAAAGCCAAGAAUGAUUUCUUCAAGCUAUAUGAAGAGAGACAAGCUAGUCUGCCUAAAACUCACGACUCUGCCCCUGCUGCUGUUCCAACCCCUGCCUCUGCCUCAGUCCCUGCCCCUGCAACCAGGGGUCAAAGACCUGCUGUUCCAACCCCUGCCUCUGCCUCAGUCCCUGGCCCUGCAACCAGGGGUCAAAGACCUGCUGUGUCCAAACAGGGUGAGACUGAGAGAGGUUUCGGAGAGGGUGACGGAGUAGGUAAUGAGGGAGAGGAGGAAGAGCAGGGAGGUGAGGGAGGGGGAGGUGAGGCAGAAGAGAGAGGUGAGGAGGAAGAAGGUGAGGAGGAAGAGGAAGGUGAGGAGGAAGAGGAAGGUGAGGAGGAAGAGGGAGGUGAGGAGGAAGAGGAAGGGGAGGAAGAAGAGGGAGGUGAGGAGGAAGAGGGAGGGGAGGAAGAGGAAGAAGAGGAAGAGGAGGAGGAAGAAGAAGAGGAUGAUUCAGAGGAAGACGAAGAAGACAACUCCUCUGAAGAGGACAACAACGGCGUCAGCAGUGAAGAGGAGAGCAGUGAAGAAUCAGACGAGGGAGAAGAAGAAUCAGAAGAAUCAGACGAAGACGAGGACUCGUCAUCAUCGUCUGAGGAGGACGAGUGGGGUGAAGAGAUGAGCGAAGAAUCACUACUCUCCAGGUUCAGCAAUGACUUCGGCAAACGACUUUACAAGAGCACUGUCCACUACCCUGGCACUGCUGGCACUCAGUCAACAACCUCCUGA